AAAAUUAAAAGAAUACUGUACGAUAUUCCAGCAAGUGGCUCUUUUACAAAUAUUUAUAACAUCAACUUCACACAUAAUUAUUUGGUUUGUUGCUGCGAUGAGUUUUCGCGAACAUGAUUUAGGAGAUUCAUCAUUUAUAUUAAAAUUAGUUGCAGUACAUCCUCUUAUUAGUUUUCAACUAUUCCUGACGUGUUUUGUAUUUGGAUCUAUAAUCGAAAAAAAAGAUUCGAUCAUAUUUGCAUUAUAUAGUAGUAAUUGGACUGAAAUGGAUAUAAAAUGUAAAAAGUUGAUUUUAUUGGCCAUGGAAAUUAAUAGUGCCAGUCGUGUAAAACUGCAGAUUACAAACACUAAAAUUGUCAAUCUGGAAAUGUUCACACAGAAUAAUUUGAAUGUGUAA
Molecule: messenger RNA, 397 nt
Organism: Diuraphis noxia (Russian wheat aphid)
Lineage: Eukaryota; Metazoa; Arthropoda; Insecta; Hemiptera; Aphididae
Source: RefSeq, a predicted model, not a curated record